GAAUCUGAAUAAGAGGAGAAGGCGACGAAUAUGAAUAUGAAUGUGAGGGAGAAGACUGACGGAUAAGUGCACGUUGCUCUUGAAAGCUUCUUGAUCCACUACCCCAAAUUAUUCCCUUGUGUUCAAACGUCAAACAAAUUGAGCUGGAGGUAUGCAUGUCGAUUGCACCCUUAUUACUUGAUUUAUGACAAUUCAUUAGAGAUCCUCGAUGGAUUUGCCGCUUCACAUCUUUUGAAGUUGAUACCCUCUGCUUUGCACUGGAGAUAACUUUGCUACACUGUAAACAAUUAGAUGGAAUGUGCGUUGGAAGGCCACAGCGCUAUGGUUUUCAUCUUGGAAUUUUACAGCAUAAUCAACUCAUCGUCGCGAUUCUGAACAAGACAGACUCUGUAUUUAUAUGCUUAUGUUCAGUUUACUUUCCAGGAAAGGGAGCUAUGGCUAAUUGGGCAGCUGUAUGGAUGGAGACCGAAGAAAGGCAGAUGAAGGAUGAAAUUUGAUGUUGACUGUAUUCCCUCUCACAAUCUUGGUGUGUUGAUUGACCGGUGUAUAGGUUUGAAAAUCUGGGUUAUAAUGAAAGGAGACAAUGAGCUUGUCGGUACUCUUAGGGGCUUCGAUGUGUAUGUCAACAUGGUCCUCGAGGAUGUCACUGAGUAUUGGUCCCUGGUGGCUCCCCUGAUCUGGAAUGAGUUGGAUUCAUCCUCUAACCCCAGUGGCAAAUUAUGUAGGUUGGCUAUUCGGGUGGAGUGCUGUUUCUUGUUUUUGUGGCGGCGGCAUUCUUCUGAGUUUUCUAGAGGUUUUCAGACUGCUGAAAGAGUGAGCUCAGAGCUCAUGAGGUGUAAUAUUGCUUGCAGAGCUUGGUUAGAGUGACCAUAACAAAUUCUUGACUUUGCCGGAAAACUUGGCUGCUGGCGGUGGAAGCUUGGGAGAGGAGUCGAUGCUCUGCGACCUUGAGGGGUGUGGAUUUAAUCCUGACUAAUUCCUUAGUCUCUUCGAGGACUGCAUCGGUGACGGUGAUCGUGACAGUUUCUCGACUUUGCCAGAGAGCGCUCUCUUUCUGAAUUCUGACAGCGAGUCCUCUGUUUAUGCUGUAUGUACAGUGUAGAGAAUAGGGAAGUCUACUGUUGUACUCGUGUAAUAUCUCAAUGGUAUAUGCAAUGUGCAAGGUGAAAGCCC
Molecule: messenger RNA, 1173 nt
Organism: Rhodamnia argentea
Lineage: Eukaryota; Viridiplantae; Streptophyta; Magnoliopsida; Myrtales; Myrtaceae
Exons: 6
Coding region: 487-867 (126 amino acids)
Biological process (GO): mRNA splicing, via spliceosome
Cellular component (GO): U4/U6 x U5 tri-snRNP complex; U6 snRNP; Lsm1-7-Pat1 complex
Molecular function (GO): RNA binding
Source: RefSeq, a predicted model, not a curated record